Plasmopara halstedii is the source of this 2883-nucleotide messenger RNA. RefSeq names its product kinesin-like protein. The transcript is spliced from 9 exons. The coding region runs from base 1 to 2883 and encodes 960 amino acids. The record is from RefSeq and is a predicted model, not a curated record. Lineage: Eukaryota; Oomycota; Peronosporomycetes; Peronosporales; Peronosporaceae. Gene Ontology annotation, molecular function: ATP binding; microtubule motor activity; microtubule binding. Gene Ontology annotation, biological process: microtubule-based movement; mitotic spindle organization.
AUGGUCAAGUGGCACAUUGGUACAUACGCACGUUUACGGCCACCUCGGCGUGGACAUGAUUGUGCUACCUUUGAUCUUGAAAAGAUAGACGAUGGUCAAAAAAGCAAAACAAUAAUUGCAUUUCCUCCUCCAGACGAUGAUGAGUUUCGAAUGCACUUAAAGCAACGUGACGGGGUUGAGUUUCAAUUUCAUAAUGUAUUUGAUCCGACCAUUUCGCAAGAGCAAAUUUUCAACGAAGUCUGUCUCGAUAUUGUGCAUAGUGCGCUACACGGCUUUAAUGGUACUAUCUUAGCUUACGGACAGACUGGAUCAGGCAAGACGUAUACAAUUACGGGAGGCGAACACUACGCUGAUCGUGGCAUCAUUCCUCGUACACUUUCGACUAUUUUUGAGGAAUUCGAAAAACGACCAGAUAUGCGUUACUCCUGCUAUAUUUCCUAUCUUGAAAUUUACAAUGAAAAUGUCUACGACUUGUUGGAUCGGUCUCACACUGACACACCGAUCGAAGACUGGACUAAAGUGACACUUAUGGAUGAUGACGAGGGUGAUAUGCAUUUUCGAAAUCUUGGUGUUUUUGAAGCAGUGUCGGAGGAGGAGGCUCUGAAUCUUCUUUUUCUUGGAAAUAUGAACCGCAUUACGAGCGAUACGCCCAUGAAUCAGGCUUCGUCACGCUCGCAUUCCAUUUUCAGUGUCAUGAUUGAGUCUCGUCCAAUUGAUUCGGACGUGAUUGUCACAUCCAAGCUUCACUUGGUCGAUCUUGCGGGAUCAGAACGUGUAUACAAACGCGAGGGAACACAGCGUAUGCGUUCGGAAGGAAAGCACAUUAAUCUUUCUCUACACCAUCUCGAGAAGGUAAUUUUAUCGCUUCGGAGUAAACGUAAUACUGCGUCAAGAGCACAGCACAUUCCAUACCGGAAUUCAAUGCUUACGUCAGUUUUACGAGGUAGUUUGGGCGGCAACUGCAAGUCCGUCUUCAUCGCGACACUUAAUUAUGAGAAAGAUUUCUUAGAUGAAACGAUAUCAACUUGUCGCUUCAUGCAGCGUUGCUCCGAGGUGGCUGUAGAUGUUGCCGUCAACACUGAAGUCGAUGCUGAAAAGCGCUUAGCCACAGUUGAAAAAAUCAACGCUGAGCUUGAGACAAGAAAUCUGGAGCUUCAGCUACAAGUAGUACAACUGGAGAAAAAUUUAAACGAUCAAGCGCUUCAUCUUGCCAAGCAGGAACAGCAAUGGGGGCGACGUCUAACAUUAGCACAAGGAGAGACUCAAGUGGCUUUGGCUACAGCAAAGUCUGCACAAGAUACACGAGUCCAAGAGGAGAAGAAGAUUGACUGGAUACAGUGUGAGGAACUCGUUGAAAGAUUGCUCCUCGCUGGUGAUUUACCUCGCGAGGAACUUGACAAGCCAAGAAGUGAAGGAGAAUUGGAAGAACCACGCCUUCUUCAUGAAGCGAUAGUAGAAGGAAUAAGGGAAUCGGGAAUGGCCACAGCUCUUGGAUGUCUAGUUGUCUUAAAAGAGAAUUCAUUACUUGCCUCGAAUACGACAGCAGAACUUCAGAAUACUGUGACAAAGCAAAAUGAAACGGUUGAGGCACUCGAGCAACGAUUAAUCGAGCAGAAGCACGAAGUUGAAGCGUUGAAAGACCAAAUUCAAGCCAUUUCUGAAUCCAAAUGCAAUGGAGAGCAGAACCAAACGAUUCGCCGCGCAGAAUCUUUUCGGAAGCGUCAUGUACCUCGAUCACCAACGUCUGAAUGUCGUUUAGAUAGCGAUAGUGAGAACGACACAGAGGCUUCCGGAACUCACGAAUAUGCUCGUCCGUCUGUCUCUCGAUUGCAAAGUUUAGCGCUUAAGCCCGAAGCUAGCAAUUUGAGUGUCUUGGAGCAGACUUUACAUGAUAGUGGCAAGCAGAUAAUCGUUCGGGGUGCUGUUUCGACAUUGGACGACGUCGAAACCCGACUUCCUCGGAAAUCUGGCAGUGAAACGAUCAGGAAACGUAUGCAACUCUUACGUAAUGGAGGCUUGUUCGUGAAAUACGGACGUUAUGGGAAGCCCCACGUGCGUUUUGUAUGGUGUUCUGCUAAUCUCGAGUUUCUUCAGUAUCGCCAAGUAAACAGCACUGUUCCAAAAGCGACCAUUCCAAUGCGUUCCAUCGCAGGGAUCUGUGUGGGUCAGAGAACGCGUGUAUUUGAGCGGGCGAAACAACCAGCUCGUGCAUUAUACUGCUUCUCGGUCGAGUACGAAGAGAAUCGCACACUUGAUCUGGAGAUUGUAGACGGUGAAAGCGUAGAAGCUAAAACGGCAAAACGGUGCGAAUGGGUUGAAGCGCUCAAGUUUGUCGUGGCCUCUCGUCUCGGAUUGGUGCUUAUCUAUCUCUUGUCCUUUGUGGCGGCAGAUAACCAGCCCAGUAGUGUAACGAGUACGGACAAUGUCGACGACAAGGACAUGAUUUCAAUACUUUCUAGCGGUACCAAUAAUAAUGCGAUCAAUGCCAAGAACAACACCAUUAUCGUAUCAAACAGUACGAUCUACCUUUCAAUGGCCGAUCGCGUUCAGCUUGCGCAAACUAUCAAAGAUAUGUUAGAAAAUGAUCCUGAAGCUGGUGAAGCUGCGAAAUUGAGUACUGACGACCUGUUUGAUUUGUUGACGCGCAUCUCAAGAACUCCGAGCCUUCUGUCAAAUGCUGACAGAAUCAUUUCUGCGGCGAGAAACGGAAACACAAGCGUGAUAGCUGGUCUUGUCGUUCAUUUGUUGGCUGCUGAACGCCCCACUGUGACUUCAACACCAGCUCGAAUUCCUCCGAACCUUCCUCUGAGCAAUCCUGUCGUGUCUCCAGUCAUUGUUCCUUCCACUGCUUCUGCUGCAGUUCUUCCUGUCACUUCAAGUUAA